Molecule: messenger RNA, 657 nt
Organism: Ylistrum balloti
Lineage: Eukaryota; Metazoa; Mollusca; Bivalvia; Pectinida; Pectinidae
Product: rRNA-processing protein FCF1 homolog
Exons: 8
Coding region: 16-609 (197 amino acids)
Cellular component (GO): nucleolus; small-subunit processome
Source: RefSeq, a predicted model, not a curated record
CUACACACAAACAAGAUGGCCAAAGUGAAAACACAUCAAAAGCUUGCUGCAGUGAAGAAACGCCUUAAUUUAAAAGACCAGAGGAUACGAAAGAAAGACAGAUUGAGUAAAAAGCGAAAGAAAAAGGAUCCCCAAAACAUGUCCGUGAGGGAACUACCCCAGGCUUCAUCUGCCCUGUUCUUCAAAUAUAACACACAGCUGGGUCCUCCUUAUCACAUCCUCGUUGACACCAACUUCAUCAAUUUCUCCAUCAAGAACAAGCUGGAUAUUGUUCAGUCCAUGAUGGACUGUCUGUAUGCCAAAUGUAUUCCCUACAUUACUGACUGUGUGAUGGCAGAGUUGGAGAAGCUUGGCAGUAAAUACAGAGUCGCACUAAGGAUUGCCAAAGACGAGAGAUUUCAGAGACUGCCAUGUCUACACAAAGGAACUUAUGCUGAUGACUGUCUUGUACAGAGGAUAACACAGCAUAAGUGUUAUAUCAUAGCAACAUGUGAUAAAGAUCUUAAAAGAAGGAUACGAAAGAUUCCUGGUGUACCCAUCAUGUACCUACAGCAGCGCAGGUACUCCAUAGAAAGAAUGCCCGAUGCUUUUGGAGCCCCAAAGACAUGAUACUUUUCAUUUAUUUUGAAAUCAAUAAAAACAAGAAAAAACUUGUCA